Messenger RNA from Chionomys nivalis (European snow vole), 738 nucleotides. It is a transcript of the gene C8H16orf82, whose product is annotated as chromosome 8 C16orf82 homolog. The record is from RefSeq and is a predicted model, not a curated record. NCBI's taxonomy places the organism in Eukaryota, Metazoa, Chordata, Mammalia, Rodentia, Cricetidae.
AUGAGAACAAACACUAAGACACCUCUCCCAGACAGGCCACCAGCAACAUUCAGAGGCCUCCAGGGCCCUCUCCUGGAUAAACCAAUCUCACUGCCCCCCGCCAUUAAGGCGGAAAAGAGGGGUUCCUCUGUCUGGAGUGCUCAAGAGCAAAGGCCAAGCCCCUCGUUACCCAGCUUAGAGCUCCAACCACAUGUGGGGUCCAGCCAUGCAGCAACCAUUCAGAAGCCUCUAAGGAUUGUCUACAGCACCUUGGACACACCCCACAGCCUUGAGAGCCUCAAGAAGAGCACACAGCACCUCAAGUCAGAAACAUGCAGUAUCUCCACCCUGUCGAGCAGCGGCUACGCAGCCGAUGAGGAGAGCAGCAAGGCCAGCCUGGUGAACAGCAAGCGCACGGUGAGGCUGACGAAGCGGCUCAUCACUCAGGUGGACAGCACCCAGAGCAGUGAGCUGCUCCUCCCCUCCUCACCCAGGGCGUUAAAGAUCCGAAGGCGGAACAGUGGAGGCCAGGGCAGCAGCUUCCUGUCCUACCAGGUGAGCAGUGUCCUUCUCAGCUCCACCAGCAGCAGGACCUCCCGCAAGGCCAACAGCAGCCAUAGCAUUGGGGUAGACUGCAGUGAGCAGGGCAAGCCAAGAAGCAACAACAAUCUCCCAGAAGGCAAGGCCAAGGACACUGUGGAAAGUGGCAGCCAGCCCACCCAGGCUGAGGAGCCCACCCAGAAGCCCAGGCCUUUAUGA